AUGACUCUCGUCAAGCUUUCAGUUGCCUUUGCGUGCGCUUAUGCCGUCACCAAACUUACCAGGUCCUCAUUGCGUAUCGUUUACCAGCACCCGAUGGCUUCUUAUUCAGGCAUCAACAGCUGCAUGAGCUUUAUCAAAGACUUUUACGCCAGCCAUGUGCAGUGCUUCAUCAGUGGAUGGUGCGCGGGCCACAUGUACUACACCCAGUCUAAGGACAAACACUCAUCUAUGUGGAGACCAUGGCCGGGCCAGAAAUACAAGAACGCUCACCUUGAUGUGAAGAAAUACAGACAUCAAGGGUUUACUUUCCAUCGGGCCAAACGCGGAGGGCCGGUUACGCGAUCACUCAGAGACUCCCAGUCCUUCCUGCUUGAUUACGGGGCCCUGUAUCGGUCCUUCAUUCGGCCAUCGCACCACGCACUGCUUGACGCCUGGCUGGCAGAAAGACGAGAUAAUAUUGAUGGAAUAACCUGGACAGAAUUUGACGGUCGCAUUUUCUCAGUACAUGAUACAUUCGAGUCUUGUUAUCGACAGUCCAGAAUGACAUUCGCCUCUCAUAGCGUAGAUCUUCCGCUAAACAGGCUCCGGCGCCUUAGCAACCUCGUUGCGUUGAACUUGACGGAGCCGGAUGCGCUGAGAGCCGAGUCGUUCCGGAGCUCGAUUGGUCCGCCUGCAGUUGGUCAGAAAUGGCAACUUGGCGCUCUGGCUCGAACUGGAAAGGUGUUUAACAACCUUCGCGACGCCACACCCUGGUCCUGGGCCUUAACACUGCCAAAUUCUUUUCCACCUUCCCUCAAGAUGUCUUUCGCAGAAAAAUCCACAGCCCUUCAAAACGUCAUGAAAAAUCUCGACAUAGGAGAUGCCUGUGUCUUGAGAAAAGCCUUUACCUACAGCUCAAUACUCAAACAGUGCUACGAGUCGCGAGCUGAUCCCGUUGGGUAUUUGUCGCGAACGUUCCGGUACCCAUUGACAUUAUUGUCCGCCAUGUUUGAUUCGGGCUGUGUUAUCACUGGUCCGCGCGCUUUAGGGUUCUUUCUCCCGUCGUCAACAAGUGAAGACUCCGUAUGGACUUUCUUCGUUCCCGGGUACAAGGAAUCAGUUUUAGACAUGGUUAAUGUGUUGGAAAUUUGCGGGGUCUCGUGGCAGCUUGAUGCAGCUGAAGUGGCAAGGUCGCUUCUCCCACUUGGAACGGCCUCCAUCUCAAGUGCGGAUCUCGAGUGUCUCAACUCACGGGCAGAAUCCCUUGAUCCAGCUGUAGCGCAAAAUUUACUCGGAACAGAGCUCUACGGCAGAUUAAAGACAUACAAGGAGAUGAACUGCGGCAACAGGCAAAACUUAGGGGAUAAGCCCCCGAAAGCGUAG
Messenger RNA from Metarhizium acridum CQMa 102, 1362 nucleotides. The record is from RefSeq and is a predicted model, not a curated record. Lineage: Eukaryota; Fungi; Ascomycota; Sordariomycetes; Hypocreales; Clavicipitaceae.